Messenger RNA from Ylistrum balloti, 2243 nucleotides. RefSeq names its product vesicle transport through interaction with t-SNAREs homolog 1B-like. Gene Ontology annotation, molecular function: SNARE binding; SNAP receptor activity. Gene Ontology annotation, biological process: intracellular protein transport; vesicle fusion with Golgi apparatus; regulation of protein localization to plasma membrane. The record is from RefSeq and is a predicted model, not a curated record. NCBI's taxonomy places the organism in Eukaryota, Metazoa, Mollusca, Bivalvia, Pectinida, Pectinidae. Gene Ontology annotation, cellular component: Golgi apparatus; endoplasmic reticulum membrane; ER to Golgi transport vesicle membrane. The coding region runs from base 1 to 657 and encodes 218 amino acids. The transcript has 7 exons.
AUGUCGUCGGAGAAAUUCGAGUCACUGGAAGAUGACUUGACUUCAGUAAUCGACGGUUUAAAGGAAAGAAUUGAGAAGAAGAUUCCAGUAUAUCGAGGAGAGGAAAAGAAAACAGCAAUUCGCCAUGCAGGAAGAAAUUUGGAGGAAGCAGAAUUUAUUAUUCAGGAGAUGGAGGAAGAAGCCAAAGUUGCCCCUGUACCCUAUAGAACACAAAUGCUUGGAAAGCUCCGGAACUACCGACGAGACUUGGAGCAAGCUUCCAAGAUGUUGAAGAAGGAAAGUGGAAAACCAGUCGGUGGUUCAAAUAACUAUGGAUUUGACAGAGAAGAUAAGAUGGUAGCCUCUCAGCGCUCCAAGCUGAUGCAAGGGACUCAGUCUCUUAACAGAGCGUCUGAGAGCCUGGCUAGGACACAACAAGUAGCUGCGGAAACAGAUGCGAUCGGUGUGGACACCAUUGAUGAGCUUGGUAGACAGAGAGAGGUUCUUGUACGCACUAGGGACAGAUUGGAAGAAACUGAUGGAAACCUCGUAAAAAGUAGAAAAAUUCUCAAAUCUAUGGCUACAAGGGUGAUGACAAAUAAGAUGAUUUUAAUUGUGAUAAUUCUGUUAGAAUUGGGACUACUAGGCGGACUAGUAUACUGGAAGUUUUUCUCAUGAUGAAAGGAUAUAAUGUGACUUAUUGAAUCAUACUGGUGGAGAUAUUUGUGGAAAAGAAAUGGUACAAAUGCUCUUAAAUGGUGUGAAAGGUCUGGAGUUCAUCUGGUAUCAGAAUUGGACAAAGAUUAAGGACAAAAACAGUCACGUUUACCUGAUGACCAGAUGCUAUAUUUAUCCUGCAAUAAGUAUUGGAGGCCAACAUCUCUGACUUAAAGGAAGAAAGUGAGCAUUAACUCAUUCAUGAUGUAGCAAUUGAUUAGCCCAUAAAACAAUUUGCCUCUGACUUGGUGUAAUUGUGAUACACUGUCCACUUGAUUUCUCAUUUGAGUUACCAAGAUUGAAAUCUAGAUGUCAUGGAAAUGACCUCAGGAACGAUAGUUUGAUGCAAAAAUUUCAAAGAAAUUUAAAAUGAUUCUGAAUGUUUACAUAUCUCUAAUUUCUGAAAUUAUGCCACAAAAUCGACACUGAAUUAUUUCAAGGUUUUUGCUUGUUUAAAUCUUUAUUAGAACUGGGAUAACCCUUCCAUGUUUUGACAUUUUGUGUUGGUGUAUCAUGAUUAUAAUAUGGUAGUACCACAAAUGUGUCUCAUAUAAAUAUAGCAUUUGCCAGCACUUCAAAUAAACUGGGAUACAUGUGGAUGUGCAUGUUACUAGUCACAGGCUUAUUGUUGGAUAAAUACAGUAUGAUACAGGGUGAUGUUCUCUUUAAAAUCCUCAUUUGAAAAAAAAUAGUCCUGUACAUUCCUGAUUUAAUUUUCAGAAUUAAAUUUGGAAAUGUGAAAUAAAUUAUUAUUUCACAAUAAUUAAGAGAGAAGUUAUCACCUGCAUUAACCUCACUGAUUGGUAAGUUCUGUUCAGGUGUGAUGAGGGACUUGUAACGUAGGAGGAUUAGAGUGCCCAAAAGAUGGGUGAUCCCAUACAGCUUCACGCAGAUCAAGUCCUAUUAAUGAAAUACAAGUAGUGAAUUGAUGUGGUAUUUAUAUGUCUUUAAGACAAAAUGUGUAUUGUGUAUAAGAAUAUAAGAUAAAUUAAGAAUAGAUUAUAUGUGGGUAUGGUGCAGAACAAUGAUUUACGAGAACAUCAGAAGAUACUUGUUUAAAAGUUUUAAAAGUGUUAUUUACUUUUGUAUAAGAGUUUGAUACAUUUACCACAAAAACUACGUCUGUAAGGUAUCAGGUAUGUCUAACAUAUUUGAAAUAACUAUUUUUUUUACUUCAAUCGUUUCAUUUUACAUGAAAAGUGCUUUAUCAAAGGGAUUGAAAAUCGCACUAGAUGUUAAAGAUGUUUUGUCAGAAAUAGUUUGUCUGUUAGGAUUAUGUCUUCAUCUGAAUUGGAAUUAAUUAAAUUUAUGCAUACAAUGUGUGUUAUUUAUAAAAGAAUAUGUUGUGUUUCACUUGUAUACAUGUAUAGUCCCGCAGAAGUCAUUCCAAUUAUCAGAAAAUACAAUACUUAGAUGUGAAUAUUUGGUUAUUGUCUUAUUUGGGUACAAAUGAUACCACUUAAUUCGGAUUCAAGCUAUAUUUGAUUUGUAAAUAGAAAAAAUAUGAUUUAUGUAUAUAAUGAAUUAUUAAAAUGUAGUACAACCUA